Molecule: messenger RNA, 1654 nt
Organism: Chondrus crispus (carragheen)
Lineage: Eukaryota; Rhodophyta; Florideophyceae; Gigartinales; Gigartinaceae
Exons: 2
Coding region: 1-1548 (515 amino acids)
Biological process (GO): cell redox homeostasis; glutathione metabolic process; cellular response to oxidative stress
Cellular component (GO): cytosol; mitochondrion
Molecular function (GO): flavin adenine dinucleotide binding; glutathione-disulfide reductase (NADPH) activity
Source: RefSeq, a predicted model, not a curated record
AUGACAGCCUUCGUCCCGUCGCUUGCCGUGCGCGCCCGCCUCACCACCGCCCUGCGCAGCUCCCUCUGCGCCCGCCCGUCGCCGCUCCGCCGCGCCCCGCACCCGCCCCGCCGCGCCCACGUCGCCAUGGGAAUCGCCACCGACGCCGCCGCCACGGUGGCCCGCGACACCCUCGCGCACGGCUUCCAGUACGACCUCUUCGUCAUCGGCGCCGGCUCUGGUGGCGUGCGCGCCAGCCGCAUCGCCGCAAACUACGGCGCACGCGUCGUCGUCGCAGAGUCUGGCCCGCUGGGCGGCACCUGCGUCAACGUCGGCUGCGUCCCGAAGAAGCUCUUCGUCUACGGCAGCCACUACGGCCAUGACUUCGACGACGCAAAGGCAUACGGAUGGGACGUCCCCGGGAAGCCAACCGUCGAUUGGCCACGCAUGAUUGCCACGAAAAACGCAGAGAUCGAGCGCCUCAACGGCAUAUACGGCAGGAUGCUUGGGAAGGCCGGCGUCCAGAUCGUGUACGGACACGCUAAGCUGCUCGACCCUCAUACGGUCCAGGUGGGGGAGGAUACCUUCACGGCGGAUAAGAUCCUCGUCGCCACUGGAGGCAAGCCGUUUGUGCCGGAGUUUGAAGGGAGGGAGCAUGUCAUCACGUCCAAUGAGGCCUUCUAUUUGCCAAACUUGCCGAAAAGGGUAUGUAUGGUUGGCGGUGGAUAUAUUGCUGUUGAGUUUGCCCACAUUUUUAGCGGAUAUGGUUCGGAUGUCGUCCUAUCAUAUAGGAAGGAUUUGUUCAUGAGGGGCUUUGAUAUGGACGUCAGAACUCAUUUGGCGGAGCAAAUGGAGCUUCAGGGUAUUGACUUGCGCUUUAAAACCGAGAUUACAAAGGUUGUCAAGAAUCCCGAUGGCAGCUUACAGGUCACGCUUAACAACGGCCAAGUCCUCGAAACCGACCUCGUCAUGUACGCCACGGGACGAGUUCCACUGGUCAACGAUCUCGGCUUGGAAGCGGCAGGUGUCGCGACGGGCAAAUCCGACAAGAUCAUCGUCGACGACUGGAGCAAGACCAACGUCGACAACAUCUACGCCAUCGGCGACGUCACGGACCGCGUCUGUCUCACCCCAGUCGCCAUCCACGAAGGCAACGCCCUUGCGGACACGCUAUACGGAAACAAAAAACGCAACACGAACUAUGACAACAUCCCCACCGCCGUCUUCUCCACCCCGACCAUCGGCACCUGCGGCCUCACCGAGGAACAGGCCAGGGAAAAGUACGGACAGACCGGUAUCGACGUGUAUAAGACUAAGUUCAACCCCAUGAAGCAUACCAUGACCAAGCGCACAGGCGAAAAGGUUUUCAUGAAACUCAUCGUCGACAGGGCGACGGAUGUCGUCGUGGGAUGUCACAUGAUGGACGCCGCUGCGGGCGACAUGAUUCAGCUCGUCGGCGUCGCCAUGAAGGCUGGCGCUACAAAGGCCGAUUUUGAUGCCACUAUGCCAGUCCAUCCCGUCAGCGCAGAGGAAAUUGUUACCUUGAAGACCAAGGAGCCAGAUCCAUAGGUGCACAAAGCACAUUCUCUAUUUUUGUUUUCGUAUACAGUAAUAAACGAGUGUACGUCGCGACUGCGUACAUGACAAUACACGCCAACAAAUAGUCGGUCGUAUG